Molecule: messenger RNA, 4083 nt
Organism: Nycticebus coucang (slow loris)
Lineage: Eukaryota; Metazoa; Chordata; Mammalia; Primates; Lorisidae
Gene: LRRC4C
Product: leucine rich repeat containing 4C
Exons: 3
Coding region: 1496-3418 (640 amino acids)
Biological process (GO): synaptic membrane adhesion; regulation of axonogenesis; modulation of chemical synaptic transmission
Cellular component (GO): postsynaptic density membrane; plasma membrane; glutamatergic synapse
Molecular function (GO): cell-cell adhesion mediator activity
Source: RefSeq, a predicted model, not a curated record
AUACCCCGUCAGUCCAUCGCUUGUCCUCUCCAUGUGAAAUAAAAGCCCAGUCUGAACUUCCGUCGCCGCGGUGUCCCCCGCUGAUGGAGAAGGGGACCCGGGGGCCGGCGGGGGCCACCGGCGAGGAACCGCGCCGCGCGUCUCCCCCGCGAUCCCGGCCCUGAUCUCGGAGUUCUGCGACACCUGGAGGAUCCAGAUCGGGUGCCGGGGUGGGGGCGGGGGCAGGGGCUGCGAAAGCUACCCCAAGCCUUGAAAAAAAAAAAAGAAAAGAAAGAAAAAGUAUCGGGGUGGGGAGGAAUGGGUUUCUUCUUGACAGCUGACGGAGCCUUGAAAUUUUCCUCCACUGCCUCCGCCGCCGCCCCCGCCCCGGCCCCCCGCACUCCAUUUAACGUGAGAUUAUGAAAUUGCAGAGGCGGUGGAGGGAAGGAGACGGGAUAUAACGGGAGUUUAGAGGGGAAGGUGGCUGGCCUGGUGGCUGAAAUAAAAAAUCCAAUUGCGCACUGGGUUGUGAUGAGAAAUCUAAUCAGAUCGUCUUUGGCGAAGGGGCCGGCCGGAAGGGUGGCGAGCGGGGGGAGUUGAUCCCCAAAUUCUUUGAAGGGGAGGCUGGGGAGAGGAACUGACCAUGUAAAAAGGAGACUUUUUUGGUGGCGGUGGCUGUCGGGUGCCUUGCAAACACGAAGGAUGCGGGACGCAGCUUUCUCUCGGAGCCGAAUGCGGUGGAUAAACUGCUCUAAAGGAGGAGGAACGAAGCUUUUUCUUGCGAGACCUGGAUCUGAAAACAAAUGUGUAUAUGUGCACACGGGGAACCUUUAAAAAAUGAAAUAAACCAGUGUUAGACCCGCGGGGGUCGGUGUGUUCUGACAUAAAUAAAUAAUAUUCAAACAGCUGCCCCCUUCCCCCAAAAGGAUGGUUGGAAAUGGAGAACCCAGGAUCCACAAAGAAAAAGUAUGUCCGUGUAUUCUCCAUAAAGGAGAAAGUAAGCCAAGGAGAUAUUUUUGGAAUGAAAAGUUUGGGGCUUUUUUAGGAAAGUAAAGACCUGAUACGGUGGUGUUUUCUUUUUGAAUUUCCCACAAGAGGAGAGGAAAUUAAUAAUAUAUCUGCAAAGAAAUGUCAGAGAAGAAAAGUUGACCGCGGCAGGAUGAAGCAUGGAUUGGGGGAGCCAAAGCAGCAGAGCACAGUUGGAUUUGUGCCUGUGUUGACUGAAAUUGAAGGAUAAUUGCAGUUGGAUUUUUCUUCAUCAACCUUUUUUUUUUUUUUUUUUGGUGUCAAGAUCAUGCAUUUUCUCUUGUUCUUUACCACCUGGAUUUCCAUCUGGAUGUUGCUGUGAUCAGUCUGAAAUACACCAAUGAGCAAAUGACGCCUGCUCUAAAUGUCCUUCCUGACGCUCACCCCAUCUCCACUGUUGCCCUGGUCAACUUCUCAUUUAUCCCACUUUAUUGAAAGUGCUGAUAAGACUGUUUGAACUCCAGAAGGACCAACACCAGAUAAAUUAUGAAUGUUGAACAAGAUGACCUUACAUCCACAGCAGAUAAUGAUAGGUCCUAGGUUUAACAGGGCCCUAUUUGACCCCCUGCUUGUGGUGCUGCUGGCUCUUCAGCUUCUGGUGGUGGCUGGUUUGGUGCGGGCUCAGACCUGCCCUUCUGUGUGCUCCUGCAGCAACCAGUUCAGCAAGGUGAUUUGCGUUCGCAAGAACCUGCGUGAGGUUCCAGAUGGCAUCUCCACCAACACACGGCUGCUGAACCUUCAUGAGAACCAAAUCCAGAUCAUCAAAGUGAACAGCUUCAAGCACUUGAGGCACCUGGAAAUCCUACAGUUGAGUAGGAACCAUAUUAGAACCAUUGAAAUUGGGGCCUUCAAUGGUCUGGCCAACCUCAACACUCUGGAACUCUUUGACAAUCGUCUUACUACCAUCCCAAAUGGGGCUUUUGUAUAUUUGUCUAAACUGAAGGAGCUCUGGUUGCGAAAUAACCCCAUUGAGAGCAUCCCUUCUUAUGCUUUCAACAGGAUUCCUUCUUUGCGCCGAUUAGACUUGGGGGAAUUGAAAAGACUUUCAUACAUCUCAGAAGGUGCCUUUGAAGGUCUGUCCAACUUGAGGUAUUUGAACCUUGCCAUGUGCAACCUCCGGGAAAUCCCUAACCUCACACCACUCAUAAAACUAGAUGAGUUAGAUCUUUCUGGGAAUCAUUUAUCUGCCAUUAGGCCUGGUUCUUUCCAGGGGUUGAUGCACCUUCAAAAACUGUGGAUGAUACAGUCCCAGAUUCAAGUGAUUGAAAGAAAUGCCUUUGAUAACCUUCAAUCACUAGUGGAGAUCAACCUGGCACACAACAAUCUAACGUUACUGCCUCAUGACCUCUUCACACCCCUGCACCAUCUAGAGCGGAUACACUUACAUCACAACCCUUGGAACUGUAACUGUGACAUACUGUGGCUCAGCUGGUGGAUAAAAGACAUGGCUCCCUCCAAUACAGCUUGUUGUGCCCGGUGUAACACUCCUCCCAAUCUAAAAGGGAGGUACAUUGGGGAGCUUGACCAGAAUUACUUCACAUGCUAUGCCCCAGUGAUCGUGGAGCCCCCUGCAGACCUCAAUGUCACUGAAGGCAUGGCAGCUGAGCUGAAAUGUCGGGCCUCCACAUCACUGACGUCUGUAUCUUGGAUUACUCCAAAUGGAACAAUUAUGACGCAUGGGGCAUACAAAGUGCGGAUAGCUGUGCUCAGCGAUGGUACGUUAAACUUCACGAAUGUAACCGUGCAAGAUACAGGCAUGUACACAUGUAUGGUGAGUAAUUCCGUUGGAAACACUACUGCUUCAGCCACCCUGAAUGUUACUGCAGCAACCACUACUCCCUUCUCUUACUUUUCAACCGUAACAGUAGAGACUAUGGAACCUUCUCAGGAUGAGGCGCGGACCACAGAUAACAAUGUGGGUCCCACUCCAGUGAUCGACUGGGAGACCACCAACGUGACCACCUCUCUUAUGCCACAGAGCACAAGGUCCACAGAAAAGACAUUCACCAUCCCAGUGACUGAUAUAAAUAGUGGGAUCCCAGGAAUCGAUGAGGUCAUGAAGACGACCAAAAUCAUCAUUGGGUGUUUUGUGGCCAUCACACUCAUGGCAGCAGUGAUGCUGGUAAUCUUCUACAAGAUGAGGAAGCAGCACCAUCGGCAAAACCAUCAUGCCCCAACAAGGACUGUUGAAAUCAUUAAUGUGGAUGAUGAGAUUGCAGGGGACACACCUAUGGAGAGCCACCUGCCCAUGCCUGCUAUUGAGCAUGAGCACCUGAAUCAUUAUAACUCUUACAAAUCUCCCUUCAACCACACAACAACCGUUAACACAAUAAAUUCAAUACACAGUUCAGUGCAUGAACCGUUAUUGAUCCGAAUGAACUCUAAAGACAAUGUACAAGAGACUCAAAUCUAAAACAGAGUUACAGAAAAACAAUAAAAAAAAGACAGUUUAUUAAAAAUGACACAAAUGACUGGGCUAAAUCUACUGUUUCAAAAAAGUGUCUUUACAAAAAAAACAAAAAAGAAAAGAAAUUUAUUUAUUAAAAAUUCUAUUGUGAUCUAAAGCAGACAAAAUUAUGUGUAUUCCUCAGAACCUGUUUUUGCUGCACUAUUUUCCCACAUCUCGUCUCUCCCUUCCCCGAUUGCCAUAUUUUUCAUAGGAGAUCUCAAUUCCCUAAAGAACUGGUCUAGGAAAAUUUUGUAAGAAUUCUGUUAUACUUUGAGAUUUUUAUGGUGACUACUAGUGGUGAGAUCCAGUCUAUUUUGUCUCUCUUUUAUUAAUUUUUUUUCUUUUUCCCUCAUACUCUUAUGAAGUAGUCCAAUGGGGAAUGCAAUAUUAGAAAUAGAUUUUUAAGAGAGAACGAGGGAAAAAAAUGCAAGAUCUUAUAUUUUUCAUGCAAUGAUCUGUUCUGUAUUUAUGAGGAGGACCAUUCUAUGGAGAAGAAAACAAAAAAAGCAAACACAGAUUAAUUUACAUAUGAGCAUCUAUAAAACCCAUGACUUUUAAACAACUCUAGAACCAGAAUUUGUAGUUUGAAAGCUAAAAAUAAGAUUAUAAAUAAAAUAUUGUUGGUUUUU